UUAGAAUGGAGAAGUAUGCAAACUUAGGAAAGGUUUUGUAUAUGAAUCUUGUUCUUACAUUUCAUUUAUCAUAAUGCUUAGCUUUGGCUAGUCUUUUACCACAAAUAGCCUAAUAAAAUAACUAUCCAUCUUUAGGUGGACUAGGAUUAAUAUGUAUAUAUUCUGUAAAUCUAAUUUUCAAUCUGAUAGGUAUGAUCUAAUCUAAUUUGUGAAUUAGCUCCUCUUUAUUUAACUAAAAUGAAAUACAGAUAUGGAUUUGUUUUUCAAGCAGUUUUAGUAUUACCUUGCUUUAUUCCUGCAUUUUAUGUAUCAAGAUGCGAUGGAGAUGACGUUGUAGAUUUAAUUUGUAAUUCAUAUAUGCUGAUUCCUUUUACUCUUAUUGGAUGUGUCUUUCUUGGUGCAGGUUUAGGUGGAUAUUUUGUUUUAUAAAAUACUUAUGUAAGUGAUUGCACAAAUGAAAAAAACAAAGAAUUAUAUUUUGGAAUAACUUAUAUGCUUCUCGGUUGUUCAUAUUUAUUAAAUGGAGUAACUUCUGAUUAAUUAUUGUAAUAUAUUGGUAGAGAGAACUUCUUCUUGUAUAGUGGAAUAAUGGAAUGUGCAUUAUCAACUUUAUUUAUUUUUGUAUAACAACCAGAUAAGAAUAAUUAUAAUAAAGUCUCAGAAGCUUAAUAAAAUAUGAUCCAAAAUGAUUCUAUUGGAAAAUCUGAAGAACAAGUUGCUAACAUUAAUGGAGAAUUCGCUAAAAUUGGUAUUAAAGCAUAAUUUUAGUAGAUCAUGUAAAAAUUUUAAUUAAAAGAAAUGAAAUUUUUAUUUUCUUUAUUUAUUUCCACUGGUAUAGUAAUUGGUUUUGAAUUUGGAAUUUUUCAUUAAUUCAUUUCAGCCUCGUUACCUGGAGAUGAUGAAAUUACAGUUAAUGUAAAGACUGCUAGAAUCUUUUUGUUUGUUGGAGUAGCAUAAAUAUUAAGUGGAAUAUUUAAUGGAUUAUCUAGAUCAUUCGUUGGAAUUAUACAAAAUUCAAUAUUUUAUGGAAAUGUAUUUCAAUGCAUGAACAUAAUUGCUAUUCUUAGUGCAUUUUAAUAAAAUUACAAUAUCAAUAUAAUUUUAGGCUUAUUAAUGUAUAAUAAUUUAGAUUUACAUUUCUAGAGGAUUUACUGAUAAUUCAGGUUAAUUUAAUUCUGCUGUAAUAAUCUCAGAUAUUUGGAAUGAAGAUAUGGCAAUAUUUGGACUAUAUUUAUUUUGUCAAAACUUUGGUGUGAUGUUUAUCAAUCUUAUUGCUAUCUUUCUUGAAGGAUAAUCCUUAAUAUAUUAUACAUUAUUAUUAAUCCUUUUAUAGUGUGCUACUAGUUAUUCGUAACAAUAAUUUAAGAGAUCCCAACUUAAGGAAUGA
Messenger RNA from Paramecium sonneborni, 1387 nucleotides. The record is from the annotation of a GenBank genome assembly. NCBI's taxonomy places the organism in Eukaryota, Ciliophora, Oligohymenophorea, Peniculida, Parameciidae.